AUGUCGGGCGGAAGAGCCUGCAUGAGAGGUGGACCGGAAACAUGGAUCAUCGGGUUUACAGAGGGCAAAGCCACCCCUGCUGCGGAUUCUUCCAGGUGUAGGACUGUAAAGGCUUCAGCUGUUACGACCAGACAGUUGGGCCAGUACCAGGGAGGCCAGGUGGGGUCACACCCCUCCUGA
This is a messenger RNA of Pyricularia oryzae 70-15, 180 nucleotides long. RefSeq lists its product as uncharacterized. The record is from RefSeq and is a predicted model, not a curated record. The coding region runs from base 1 to 180 and encodes 59 amino acids. The transcript has 2 exons. NCBI's taxonomy places the organism in Eukaryota, Fungi, Ascomycota, Sordariomycetes, Magnaporthales, Pyriculariaceae.